Nelumbo nucifera (sacred lotus) is the source of this 2100-nucleotide messenger RNA. RefSeq lists its product as uncharacterized. Gene Ontology annotation, molecular function: RNA polymerase II complex binding. The record is from RefSeq and is a predicted model, not a curated record. Gene Ontology annotation, biological process: mRNA 3'-end processing. NCBI's taxonomy places the organism in Eukaryota, Viridiplantae, Streptophyta, Magnoliopsida, Proteales, Nelumbonaceae.
GGAACAAGAGACAUAAAAUUCACACGUUAGGAAUAGAUUCUUUCUUCUUCCCAUGAAUCCCAUCUAUGUUUUUCUUCGGCUUCAACAACUCCGAAGUCCGAAAAACAACAUAUGGUUGGAGAUUGCCCAACCAUGAAAUUCCAUUCUCUCUCUCCAUCAUAUGAAGUGAAGAAAGGAAAAAAAAAACAUUAAAUAUUUUCCAACAAAACCCUAAGUAAACCCUAAUACUGCUCGGUCGUUUCUCCAAAAGUCUCGAAGCAGAAGCACAUGAAUGAAAAACCCACGCCGGUUAUCUUUCGUAGCAGUCGGUUGUCGUCGUAUUUUUCUUCGGUUGCAUUCCCUUUGACAGUUGCAGGGUUCAUUUUAAAGCAUAUACCAACAAAGGCCUAUCUUCUGAGGAAGAAAGCAAAACAAGUUGUUGAAACAUGGGAGAGACAAUUCCAUUGUUCCCCUCGAGAGCAGCGGUUGUCUUUCCUGUAUCUUGCAAAUGAUAUUUUGCAAAAUAGUAGGCGAAAGGGUUCAGAGUUUGUUGGUGAAUUUUGGAAGGUUCUUCCAGAUGCUCUUAGGGAUGUAAUUGAAAGUGGGGAUGAGUUUGGGAGAAAUGCUGCACUGAGACUGAUUGAUAUAUGGGAAGAGAGAAAAGUUUUUGGUUCCCGGGGGCAAAUUCUCAAGGAAGAGCUUGUGGGAAGGAACUUGGAAAACAACAAUAGAAGUGGGAAAAGUUCAGCCUUCAAACUGAAACAGUCCAUUGAUGAUACACUGGAAAAAAUAAUUUCGAGUUAUGAAGUUGUUUAUGAUGGCUCUGUGGAUGAAGAAGCUCUGUUCAGCAAAUGCAGGACUGCUAUUAGUAGUGUUGAGAAAGCAGAGAAGGAAUUUGGCAGCAAUUAUUGCUCGGGGCAACUCGAUGGAUCUGGGUUCAUAGAAGAGUUUCAGGGACAGCAUGGUAUUCUGAGAGAAUGUAUUGAACAACUGAGAGUGGCUGAAUCAUCAAGAGCAAAUCUUGUAUCUCAUUUAAGGGAGGCUCUUAAGGAGCAGGAAUUCAAGCUGGAUCAAGUGCGUAAUCAACUUAAGGUUGUUCAGUCUCGAUGUGACCAGGCGGGCAACAUCUGCCAACGAAUACUAAAUGCUGAUGGUAGGCAGUUGCUAGCUGAGCAAAGGAUUAAGGAAACAAACACCUCUGAGGCACCUCCAAGUUUCAUUCCAGAAAAUGCAGCGUCUUGUGGGGAUAAAGAACAAUCUGCACCUGUCAUGUAUGCACAACAGGGAUCUUUCCCUGAAAAGCCUGCGCACAUCGAAGAAGACCCCCGUAAGUCUGCGGCAGCAGCUGUGGCAGCAAAACUUGCUGCUUCAACUUCAUCAGCUCAGAUGCUCAGUUUCGUGCUUUCCUCUCUGGCAUCAGAGGGUGUAAUUAGCAACCCACUAAGUGAAUCUUCCAGUGAUUAUCCUCCAGAAAAGAGACCUAAACUUGAGAGUGGUGCAUCUUCUUAUGGAGCACCUCAACAUGCUCAACCACCGCUCCCACCUUUUCCACAUCCUGAGUCUCUCCAAAACAUGGUUGCUGUUACCUCCCAGCCAUCAACUCCCCAUCAACAGCUUCCUUCGUCGUCAUCUCCAAUCUCACAUCCAGGUCCUUCCAUGCAGCAGCCUCCACUACCACCAUUACCACCUUUGCCUCCACCUCCAGCUGCUCAAUUCAUGCAGACAGUUGGAUCCAUGACAAGUGUACAAUACAGCUAUGGUACAGCCCCGCAAAGGCCACCAUCUAUGCCUGGCUAUGCAAUGGUAGGGGUACCUGUUACAGGUGGGCUUUCCCACCCAUCUCAUUCUUACCAAAAUUUUCAGGUAUCAGAAGGUGGAUUCUAUAGCCAGCCGCCCUUGCAAUCGACAACGCCAUCCAUUUCACGUCCAUAGAUGCCGAGGUCUUCAGGGGUAUCUGGCGGAAAUUCAUGUCAGACAUGGUUUGUCUUUUUACUGAGGAACGGUGUUGAUUCUAAUCUGGUAGUUGGGGAUUGGGAGUUCUUAUAACACUAGUACAUAUUUGUAUAUUAACUUAUAUCUUCAACCAUCUUCACCUUUAUAAAGUUUAUUUCUUUGUGGGUA